AUGCAUCGACGUUUCAAGAUUCUAUAUUUUGCUCUGGUUGCGAAAUACGCCAGGGCAGCCCUGGAUAUUAUCCCCGGCGCAACUUGGACUGCUGACAGCACAUCCAAGCACAUGGCGCCGGACUCAUGUAUGAUUUCUUGCCUCCCAUCACCUCAAUAUCAACCACUAACAUUACACAGCGAAGAGGACGGAACUUACUAUAUGAUUGGCGAAGAGAAAACCGAUGGGGCCCUCUUCCAAGCCGUUAACUGCUACUCAUCUACGAAUCUAGUCGAAUGGACAUUUGUGAACCAACUGCUCACUGUCACGGAAGAAGAGGGCGCAGACCUCGGCCCAAAUCGCAUUGUUGAACGGCCUAAGGUCAUUAAGAACGACAAUACAGGCCAAUAUGUCAUGUGGAUGCAUAUUGAUUCAACGGAUUAUGCGGAUGCAAGAGUCGGCAUUGCCACGGGGAAUAGUGUUUGCGAAGACUAUGUGUAUAGGGAGAGUUUUCGGCCGUUGGGUUUCCAAAGCCGAGAUAUUGGGCUAUUCAAAGAUGAGGAUGGCUCAGCUUACUUGCUUAGCGAGGAUCGUGAAUACGGAACUCGAAUCAUAAGACUUACAGAUGACUACCUCCAUGUCGCGAAUGUGACCUUUGGCUGGGAGUACUUUGCUGAAUCUCCGGCCCUUAUCAAACGCGGCGAGACAUAUUUCAUUUUUGGAUCUCAUCUGACGGGAUGGUCGCCUAAUGACAAUAUCUAUUCCACUGCGACUUCUCUCUCUGGACCAUGGACGGACUGGACCGAAGUCGCCCCCGUCGGCUCAAACACCUUCUCUAGUCAGGUUAAUUACGUCUUACCUCUAGGCACGGACAAGGCAAUUUACAUGGGUGAUCGAUGGGUCUCAUCGAAUCUAGGCGCGAGUACUUACAUCUGGCUUCCAUUACAGAUUGACGGGACAACGGCCACCGCGAGUCUGACGUGGUAUGAUUCGUGGAGUGUGGAUCUGGCCUCUGGCACUUGGAAUGCAGAGGAAGACGAGACGGUGUAUGAAGGCGAAGACGGGGCCCUUUCCGGCGGUGCCCGGCUCAUCGACUGCUCCCGGUGCAGUGGCUCGACUGCAGCAGGGUAUAUCGGCGGUGCUGGGGACGGCGAGAAUGACGGUGCUGUUACCCUUCAGGUCGACUACGCGACACAGAGUACGGACUCGGCGCGUAUAACUCUAAACAUCCAUUAUCUAAACGGCGAUACAGACCCCCGUUAUGCCGCUGUGUCUGUCAAUGGUGGCGAGGCGCAGACGAUAGCUUUUUUAUCAACUAACCAGCUUUCUGGUAGCGGUAGCAGUGCUGUACAUGUUGACUUGGUCCAGGGCGUUAAUACUGUCCAAAUAUCGGGCGUGGAAGGAGGAGGGUGGGGACCGGAUAUUGAUCAGGUGGCAGUGCCCUUGUAA
Messenger RNA from Aspergillus nidulans FGSC A4, 1428 nucleotides. Its product is annotated as glycosyl hydrolase family 43 protein. The record is from RefSeq and is a predicted model, not a curated record. Bases 1 to 1428 code for a protein of 475 amino acids. Gene Ontology annotation, biological process: carbohydrate metabolic process. Gene Ontology annotation, molecular function: hydrolase activity, hydrolyzing O-glycosyl compounds; carbohydrate binding. The transcript is spliced from 4 exons. NCBI's taxonomy places the organism in Eukaryota, Fungi, Ascomycota, Eurotiomycetes, Eurotiales, Aspergillaceae.